Molecule: messenger RNA, 1134 nt
Organism: Amorphotheca resinae ATCC 22711
Lineage: Eukaryota; Fungi; Ascomycota; Leotiomycetes; Helotiales; Amorphothecaceae
Exons: 4
Coding region: 1-1134 (377 amino acids)
Biological process (GO): isocitrate metabolic process; tricarboxylic acid cycle
Cellular component (GO): mitochondrion
Molecular function (GO): isocitrate dehydrogenase (NAD+) activity; NAD binding; magnesium ion binding
Source: RefSeq, a predicted model, not a curated record
AUGUUGAUGCGCAGCUCAGUAAGAUCGGCGCAGAGCCUUCUGCGAUCCGUCCAAGCGCCCUCGCGGACCUUUGCUACCGUCCAAUCCGAUAUCUUUAAGCCAACCAAGUACGGCGGAAAGUACACAGUUACACUGAUUCCAGGUGAUGGUAUUGGUGCCGAGGUUGCGGAAUCAGUGAAGACCAUCUUCAAAGCCGACAAUGUGCCAAUCGAAUGGGAGCAAGUUGAUGUGUCGGGAGUUGAGACUGGUGACAAGCACUCAGAAGAGCUAUUCCGCGAGUCGAUUGCGUCUUUGAAGAGGAACAAGCUCGGCCUCAAGGGUAUCUUGCACACUCCGGUCGACCGAUCCGGCCACCAAUCUUUCAACGUUGCGCUGCGACAGGAGCUCGACAUCUACGCCUCCAUUGUCCUUAUCAAGAACAUCCCUGGCUACAAGACCCGCCACGACAAUGUCGACCUCUGCAUUAUCCGUGAGAACACAGAAGGAGAAUACUCCGGCCUCGAGCACCAAUCUGUGUCAGGCGUCGUCGAAUCCCUCAAGAUCAUCACCCGCGCCAAGUCUGAGCGCAUUGCGAAAUUCGCCUUCAGCUUCGCCCUGGCAAACAACCGCAAGAAGGUCACCUGCAUCCACAAGGCCAACAUCAUGAAGCUGGCAGAUGGUCUGUUCCGCAACACCUUCAACGCUGUGGCCAAGGAAUACCCAACUCUCGAGACCAACGACAUGAUUGUGGAUAACGCUUCCAUGCAGUGUGUCUCACGACCACAGCAAUUCGAUGUCAUGGUCAUGCCUAACUUGUACGGAGGAAUCCUGUCCAACGUUGGAGCUGCUCUUGUUGGUGGACCCGGACUUGUGCCAGGGUGCAACAUGGGCCGUGAUGUGGCCGUCUUUGAGCCUGGAUGCCGUCACGUUGGUCUGGAUAUCAAGGGCAAGGACCAAGCCAACCCAACUGCUAUGCUUCUCUCUGGAUCCAUGCUUUUGAGACACCUUGGUCUUGACGAGCAUGCCAACCGUAUCUCUAAGGCUGUCUACGACGUUAUUGCCGAAGGAGCUGUGCGAACUCGCGAUAUGGGAGGAAACAGCUCCACGCACGAGUUCACGAGGGCGAUUCUGGACAAGAUGGAGUCGGCGCUAUAG